Molecule: messenger RNA, 1144 nt
Organism: Paraphaeosphaeria sporulosa
Lineage: Eukaryota; Fungi; Ascomycota; Dothideomycetes; Pleosporales; Didymosphaeriaceae
Product: Formyltransferase
Exons: 2
Coding region: 41-1144 (367 amino acids)
Biological process (GO): conversion of methionyl-tRNA to N-formyl-methionyl-tRNA; biosynthetic process
Cellular component (GO): mitochondrion
Molecular function (GO): methionyl-tRNA formyltransferase activity
Source: RefSeq, a predicted model, not a curated record
CAGGCGGCACCCCAAGAACCUCACAUCGCGAUCUCUCGUCAUGCUGUGGAGGCUGCCUGCCCCCGUCCGCUCCUUUCUGGCCCCGGGCUAUCGCCGAUUCAUCUCGACCGCCGCGACCACCGCCCCCCCACUGAGAAUCCUGUUCUGCGGCUCCGACGACUUCAGCAUCGCCUCGCUGCGCGCAUUGUCCCAGGCCCAGCGCGAAGUCCCCAAGCUCAUAGAAUCGAUCGAUGUGGUCCACCGCCCGGCCAAACCAACGGGGCGCGGCCUGAAAUCUCUACGCGACGUGCCAAUCAAGCUAGCAGCAGCAGAGGAGCUCUGUGUCACGCACACCAUUGACACGUUUACCGGCUGGACCCCACCUUCCCGGGUCGACCUCAUCAUCGCCGUGUCUUUUGGCCUCUUCGUCCCACCGCGCAUUUUGAGCCUCGCCAAGUACGGAGGCCUCAAUGUCCACCCUUCGCUCCUCCCAGAUCUCAAGGGCCCCGCGCCCAUCCAACACGCCUUGCUGAAACGCAGGCAGGCUACUGGCGUCUCCGUCCAGACGCUACACCCCACCCAAUUUGAUGGAGGAACCAUCCUGGCCCAGACGCCUUCCCCGGGCAUAUCCAUCCCAGACUGGGUGGAUGCGGAUGGCCUCACCAGGCGAUUGGGUCACGAGGGAGCAAACAUGCUCGUCAACGUGCUAUUAUCGCGCGCCUUCGUACCCCCCCUGAAAGAUGUCGGAUGGUACGGGGACUCCGGCGGCGCAAUAGACCAUGCGGGCAAAAUCCUGAAAGGGGACCAGCAGGUCGACUUUGCAAAGUCAACCCUAGACGACGUCUUCGCCAUCAAACGCGCGAUUGGCGAGCCUUGGUGCUGGCUGCCCAACGGCGACAGACUCAUCUUGAAUGAGUUCAGUGAGAAGAAGGUUUUGUUAGGAGAACAGGGACAGGAGCAUCCCCCAGGGCGGAUGUGGCUCGACACGUCGCGCGCGCCGAAGCACAAUGUACCUUUGGCGCGGAUGGCGUGCGGCCGCAUCUUGCAGAUUGACAAGAGCAGCAUAGGGGGAAGGCCUGUGGGCGCAGGCAACCAGCGUUUGGUGAGCAUGCUGCGGCAGCAAAGGACGGAUACCGUGGCGAUGGACGAAGGGACACAAUCCUGA